Messenger RNA from Naumovozyma dairenensis CBS 421, 1287 nucleotides. RefSeq names its product G protein subunit beta (gene STE4). Gene Ontology annotation, cellular component: heterotrimeric G-protein complex; cytoplasm. The record is from RefSeq and is a predicted model, not a curated record. Gene Ontology annotation, biological process: G protein-coupled receptor signaling pathway. Bases 1 to 1287 code for a protein of 428 amino acids. NCBI's taxonomy places the organism in Eukaryota, Fungi, Ascomycota, Saccharomycetes, Saccharomycetales, Saccharomycetaceae. The transcript has a single exon. Gene Ontology annotation, molecular function: protein binding; signaling receptor complex adaptor activity.
AUGAGUGCAUAUCCAGUGGACCAACCAGUCUAUUUAAUACAACAGCCGCAACAACAAUACCUUUCCUAUCAAGAUAUUCAAACUUUGGAAGAUGAAAUCCAACAAAAAAUAGAUCAAGCGAGAAAUGAAACGAAACAUCUUUAUACUCAAGUAAACAAAAUCAAAUCAAAAAUCCAAGAUGCAGACCUUUUCCAAAUCUCACAACAAAUAGAACCUCUCAUUAAACCACAUAUAAACUUAAAACCAACUUUAACGUUAAGGGGUCAUAACAAUAAAAUUUCACAAUUCAAAUGGAGUUUAAAUUCCAAAUCAAUAUUAAGUUCGAGUCAGGAUGGGUUCAUGUUGAUUUGGGACUCAGCAACAGGGUUAAAGCAAAAUGCUAUCCCCUUAGAUUCACAAUGGGUUCUCUCUUGUGCCAUAUCGCCCUCAGGGAAACUAGUAGCAAGUGGCGGUCUUAAUAAUAAUUGUACAAUAUAUCGUGUUUCCAAAGAAAACAGGGUCCAACAAAACGUUGUCUCGAUCUUCAAGGGUCACACUUGUUAUAUAUCAGAUAUUGAGUUUUGGGAUAAUUCUCACGUUAUUACAAGUAGUGGGGAUAUGACUUGUGCUCUUUGGAAUAUUCCGAAAGCAAAAAGACUUAGAGAAUAUUCUGAUCAUUUAGGCGAUGUACUCGCUUUAGCAAUGCCCUCAAGACAAGGUGCCACUGAAACUGAUGGUGAAUCUAAUGAUAGCAGUAUCUUUGCAAGUUGUGGGUCUGAUGGGUACACGUAUAUUUGGGACACAAGAUCUCCUUCAGCUGUACAGAAAUUCUUUGUAAGUGACAGUGAUGUUACUAGCAUUAAAUUCUUUAAAGAUGGCAAUUCAAUAAUAACAGGGAGUGAUGAUGGGAUAAUUAAUAUGUUUGAUUUAAGAUCGGAUUGUUCUAUUGCUAGCUAUUCUUUACAACAAGGAAUGCAAAAGGAACUGAAGCACCCAACGUAUACAUCUGCUACAAUGGAAUAUUCGAAAUAUUCUCCACAAUCACCAUUUGCUAACUCAAUAACAUCAAGUUAUUUAGAUAAUCAAGGUGUUGUUUCGUUAGAUUUCAGCGGAUCGGGCAGAUUGAUGUAUGCUUGUUACACAGACAUUGGAUGUGUUAUUUGGGAUUUAUUAAAGGGUGAAAUUGUAGGAAAAUUAGACGGUCAUAGUGAUAGGAUAUCUGGUGUAGAAACAAGUCCUGAUGGAUUGGCAGUUUGUACUGCUUCAUGGGAUUCUACAAUGAAGAUCUGGUCUCCAAGGUAUAUGUAA